Eremomyces bilateralis CBS 781.70 is the source of this 1293-nucleotide messenger RNA. RefSeq names its product putative proteasome component Pre5. NCBI's taxonomy places the organism in Eukaryota, Fungi, Ascomycota, Dothideomycetes, Eremomycetales, Eremomycetaceae. The transcript is spliced from 3 exons. The coding region runs from base 125 to 877 and encodes 250 amino acids. The record is from RefSeq and is a predicted model, not a curated record. Gene Ontology annotation, cellular component: proteasome core complex, alpha-subunit complex; proteasome core complex; nucleus. Gene Ontology annotation, biological process: ubiquitin-dependent protein catabolic process.
CGCAACCAGACAACGCAAACCAACUCACCAAGGAGCUUUCUUACCACACCGCAACACCUGAAAUCCUAUCUUCGCCAACCGGCUGUCUAUCGUCUUUGAAGCAACUUGGGAUUCAAAACCGAAAAUGUUCCGCAACAACUACGACAACGAUUCCGUCACCUUCUCUCCACAAGGGCGUAUAUUUCAAGUCGAGUAUGCGGGAGAAGCUGUUAAGCAAGGCUCGGUUGUGGUCGGUAUCGUGAGCAAAACACACGCUGUUCUGGCAGCCCUGAAGAGAAACGCAGAAGAGCUGUCCUCAUACCAGAAGAAGGUUAUCCCAAUCGACACGCACUAUGGCGUGGCAUUAGCAGGACUUGCCUCUGACGCCCGUGUCCUCUCCAACUUCAUGCGACAAGAAUCUCUUCGCGAGCGCUUAACAUAUGGCCGCCCCAUGAACCUGUCCGAAAUCGCGAAUCGAAUCGGUGAGAGGGCGCAGAUCAACACCCAGCAAUACGGCCGACGACCGUACGGUGUCGGACUUCUCAUCUCCGGCGUGGAUCGGAACGGCCCGCACCUGUUCGAAUUCCAACCGAGCGGCAUGGUCAACGAGAUGCUUGCGACCUCGAUCGGCGCGCGAAGUCAGAUGGCAAGGACGUAUCUUGAGAAGAACCUGGACCAGUUCGCCGAUGCGACGAAGGAGGAGUUGAUCAAGCAUGCCCUGUCGGCGCUCAAGGAUAGUCUAAGUCAAGAUAAGGAGUUGACGGUGGAUAACACAAGCGUUGGGGUGGUGGGUGGUGGGGAUCUCUUCAAGCUAUACGAAGGUCAAGAAGUUUCUCCUAUGCUGGCAUCCGCCUUCGGAGAAGGAGAAGGAGAAGAGUCUAUGGAGGUUGAUACAUGAGUGGGAGCGAGGUCCUGAUACGAAAAGGCCGGACCUCUCGACUUCGAGAUUGCAUUACCGGAGUUUCGAGGAGGGGUUGCUCCGGAAUGAUUUAGCUUCUGCAGUAGAUUUCCGGUCACGAUAUCCCUGGUCGAGCCGUGCAGUUCCAUUUUCAGACUCACCUGGGUGAGCAUGUCGUUGACCCAAGAUCAUCGGCACGGGAUCGGAUCAUCGAGAUGAACAUGAACCUUUGCGGUUGCACCCUCACCAAAGAGUCGAAACAUGGCAACCCUUUUCUGUUCUUGCUCAUUAAUGGAAGCGAAAAUAGUACGACCUCUUACACCUGAUAAUUGUUAUCCAAGUUUCUUGUAGACUAUCGAGUAGAUUGUGUUUGUAGUCGCAUAGCAGUGGAGUGGUAAUCCAUGCCAAGACGCCCC